This is a messenger RNA of Bacidia gigantensis, 4224 nucleotides long. RefSeq lists its product as uncharacterized. The transcript has 10 exons. The record is from RefSeq and is a predicted model, not a curated record. The coding region runs from base 1 to 4224 and encodes 1407 amino acids. Lineage: Eukaryota; Fungi; Ascomycota; Lecanoromycetes; Lecanorales; Ramalinaceae.
AUGCCCCCUACGAUUGAUGGGCUCCUCGGACCGGCGGGGACGUCGUCGGAACCUUCGCCGUUUCGCCGCGCAAUCGACGCAUAUAUCAAGUCGAGGCCAAAAAAGAGUACAACGCCUCAGUUCUUGUUGGCUCUCCAGGAAUCAGGCUCAACGACAACCAAGGACGACGUGCAACGCGCGAUGACCGAGCUUGAAAGGAAGAAUGCGAACAGUACGGCGACCCGACUUAUUCGGAAGACCUUGAAGCCUGUAAUGUCGGUGCUUCAUACAUAUACGGGCGUCAUCGACACUCUUGCCCAGGCGGACCCUAUGCCGACCGCACUUGUCUGGGGACUCGUCAAGGCUGUAGUGGAAACGUCGAAUCGAUUUAUUGAGCUCUACGAGAAAAUCAGCACUCAGCUUGAAGCGAUGAGAAACCAUCUUGCCCGACUGACUGACUAUGACGAUCUUUACGGAGAUUCUGUAGAGAUGCAGGAGAUCUUAGAAGCUUCCGAACUCGGGCAAAUUGUGCAAGCGCGCUUGCACAGGCGCGAACAUGAAGACCAGACAGAAGAACGUCGGCUAGCUGGCUUUGCACGAGACGAGCAUAAGGCGUUCUUUCAAGAACAUCUAGAAGAGUUGAGGUUACGGAACCUUGAAAGGAGAAAGAAUCGGCUGAAAGAUUUCCGCGACUGGUUGAAAGCGGACUCGUCUCCAGUUUUGGAGACAAUCAGCCUGAACAGUAGAGAUCUGCAAGACGUCAUCAAAAUGCUAGUGAAGAGAUUAUCUUACAUCUACAUUUUCGUCGAUGGGUUGGACGAGGAGUGUGAUGAUGGUCAGCGCUCUACUCGGAUGUUGGAGGUGGUUGCUUUUCUGUUGGAACUGACGGACGAGAAUCCCCAUUAUGUCCGUAUUUGGUGCAGUAGUCAAGAUCGAAUCGGCCUCAACGCUAAGCUUGGGCACUUCAAUAUUAUCGACGUAAGUUCCAAGCUAAAUAACAACGACAUCCAACAGUUUUUGGCAGACAAGAUGGAGACUUUUGAACAUUUAGAAAUUGAAAAAGGUUAUCGAACUCUUCUGUCACUAGAUUUAUGCCAGAAAGCUGAAGGUUGCUUCCUGUGGGCGUCGCUUAUGCUAGACUCUAUUUCUAAAGCUCCAACGCUAUACGCAAUACAGGAACUUAUCGAAAGAGGCUUACCGCAAGGCUAUGAGGUUUACUAUAAAAGAAGGUUGGAAGACCUCGAUGUCUCACAAAGAGCCUUCGUAUCUAUUCUUCUUGCGUGUGUUCUCUAUGCCAAACGUCCAUUACGCCUAGAAGAGCUCUGCGAGUCUAUGGCAGUCUUCAAAACCAGUGACGGAGAAAACAUCAAUAAAUCACAAAAGCUUUUCCGAAACCAAGUUUUAAAACUUUGCGAGCCUUUGGUUGAAAUCCAAGAAUCCGACAAUUACUCUAUCUGCACCCUUUCUCACGCCUCUGUGCGCAAAUUUCUUAUCGAAUAUUUCAAGAACGAUAAGAAAUCUGCCGUAAGCUCGGUUUCUCAUGAUCCAAUGGGAUAUAUCUGCUUGCGAUAUCUGUCACAGCCUUGCUACAGGCGUUUAUUGGUCAGAAGUGGAGAAACCUUCACUGAUAUGAAUGAUGAAGAUAUCACUGAGCAUCAUCUUCUAUCGUAUGCCGCAAAAUAUUGGGACAAGCAUUUGGAUGACCUCCCUUACUCUCAAGAACUCUGUGGAAAGGUUGAGCAAUUCUUGAAUUCUUCUCAAUUUCAAACUUGCUUGCAAACACAAAGCCUUUUUGUAGAAGGGCAAUUUCAAGUCUGGUAUAAUUCUGUAUCCCUUUGGCGAGGCCCGCAACGUCGUCGUGUGUUUCCAACUUGGCUUUCUGAAAGAUGCGGUCACAGCAUGGAGCAGCAGUAUCAAUUUUUCGUUGCACAGUGGGGAAACGUCUUGAAUAGCGUCACUAGCAUGUAUGGCGAUCACCCUGGAGAGAUUGACCGCUGUUUUUGGAAUGCUCUUGGAACCCAGAACUUCCUUCAUGAUAGCCAGAGCCGCUAUAAAAAUUUUGCGUUUACGCCAGAAAUCCAAAGAGAUCAACAAAUACCAAUACGCUACUUUGAAGGAAUUAAUGAGAUUGGAAAUCGAGUAGUUGUUGUAACCCUCAUGGCGUCGAAAGAUGAUCCUUCCGACCUACAGUUCUGGUGCGAUGAAUGGGCUUUAAAUGGACGCAGUCCUAGCCACGUAAGAUCUCAGCUUCUUGACGCAAAGCGUUCAUCAUGGCGACUCUACGAUCAACCUAAGACACAAUCUGGAUGGCCAGUUCCUGUCUCGCUCACGUCUGACUUGCAAAGCCUAAGGAUUGGAAACCAUAUAUUUGUAAGAUCAUCAGACCAAUCCUUUGUCUCCUUGGAGAGCUUGAUUGGACAAGAGGACUAUUUUGAAGAGGUUAUUAGCUGCGGUGGCUAUGUUGCGUUGUCGACCAGAGGGAUCCCCACUCAGACAGAUCUAUUUGACAAGAAAGAUGACAAAAAAGAGGUGAAUAAAGACACAAUUUUUGAUCACAGCGAGGAGUUAGCUCAGAUACUCGAAGAAAGCGUCAAAUCUGCAGACUCGAUUGCAAAUUCUACAGCUACUACGAGCACUCAGGAAACAGAAAACGCUGAGACAAGCCUCAACUCAACGUCAUCAAGUAACACUUCUGUAUCAUCAUUAGUUAUAGAGGAGCCUGAAGCCAUUGAUUAUCCCGGCAAAGACAUAGAUCUACAGAACUUCGACGCAGAAACCCUCGAGGAUGAUUUAGAAUCAGACAGGGAGAGUAACUCCGCCAACGAAUCUUGGAGCGAAGGAUCGACAAAUGACGUUCCAGAUGAGUUGGAUGACGAGGAUCAGUGGAACGAUUGGAGAGCAGGCGAUCUGGUAGAUUUGGAAGACUUGGAAGAUUUGGAAGAAGAAAUACUUCAGAGGGACGACGACAAUUCUGAUAGCAGCAAUGAGCCUGAUGCUGAAGAGGAGCCUGCCACUUCUGAGGACUCGUACGAUUCAGAAGAUAUUGAGGAUGCCCAUAUAUCUCUUCCGAUGGGUUACCGCUUGAAACAAGCGCAUUCUUCGUCUAGCAACUCAACGACCAGUUCAAUUGGAAGCACUUAUUCGCAAAGCAUUGCUGCCGAUUCUGAUGAUCCAGAUGCGGACGAUUCAGAUUUUGAGAAUGAGAACGGUCGUAGGCUAGAGGACCUGAUGCUUGGGAGGGAUAAAGCUAGUAAAUCGCCAAGUACGAAGCAUGCCACUCUGAGAGUCUACAGCUUAGAGCACAAUAACUGGAACCUAGUCUUUCACUAUUCGGAGUCAUCUACUCACAGAUUAUACGGUUCUCCUCCGGUGAUCCAUCCAACUCAGCCGCUGUUAGUGUGGCCCCUCGGAAACAAUGAGGUGCUGUUUGCCAACCUCAUUAGGAACACCUAUUUCACCCGGCGGCUCUGCUGCUCGGAACCGAAAAGCUGCCAUGUCUUUAUCAAGACGCAUUUCUCGGCUGAUGGACGGCACUUACAUUUUGCUGCUCUUGAAGCAUCCGGAGCAGACGGCACGGAUGAUGAAGGGACCAAGAACAAGCAACGGUCACUACACCUCAACCUCCAAGUGACCACCCACCGUCUAUCUGGCCGCAAGACCGCUCGCGCGCCCCCCAGCCUAGUUUUCCGUACGAAUGUAUCUCUUGGCUCCACAACUUCCCUUUCCGUCUCUCGCCUUCCAUACACACUGACCUGGACACCCAAACAUCUCUAUCUUACAAGCAACAGCGAGACCUUAGCCAUUACCCGCAUUCCACUUUCCUACCCGGAAGAUGGCAGCAAGAGGACUCCAAUUUGCUCUACCCAAGGCGAGGUCUUCCUGCCGCGGAGUGUUGAGUCGCGAAAUGUGUACUACUUCCCUCCUGCUCCUACCUCAUCAACUCCCAGCUCUAAAGGUCUUUCGUUGGACGAUAACCGACAGCGGCAGAGGAAGAAAGACAAGGCUACAAUUAUCAUUGGCUCGUACUCCUCGGAACCAUCGCAAAGACUUUAUGUGCCGAAAAACCUCAUGUCGCCACCUAUUGGGUUGUAUCUGGAUGAGGAAAAGCAUUUAGGGGGAUGGGAGUGCAAGACGAAUGUGGAAGGCGGAGGCAGGGUAGUUAAUCUUGAUGGAGGGAAGCUGAAAGGGAAGUUUGAGAGUUUUGAUUUAAAUGAGGAUUGUGAUAUUGUGCCGUACCUUGUCUAG